AUGGCGCCAUCAACCGCAUCUAUUGUGGGCGCGCCGCAGUCGCAGCUGUCAGUUGACCCGUCUCGCUACCCCACGGUGCGGCGGGACGAGUCAGUGGUGGAGGAGCUUCACGGUGUGAAGAUUGCGGACUCGUACCGCUGGCUGGAAGACCCAGACUCCGAGGAGACUCAGAAAUUUGUUGAGGCCCAGAACGAGCUGACCAACUCGGUUCUGGCCCAGUGUGACACGCGGGAGCAGUUCAAGGCCCUCUUCACUGACCUGUACAACUACCCCAAGUAUGGCACCCCCUUCAAGAAGGGGUCCCGCUAUUACUACUAUUUCAACAGCGGCCUGCAGCAGCAGUUUGUGCUCUACACCCAGGCCUCCCUCGAGGCCGAGCCGUGGGUGCUGCUCGACCCCAACACGCUGUCAGAGGACGGCACCGUGGCCCUCAGGGACGCAUCAUUCAGCGACGACGGCUCGCUGCUGGCUUACCAGCUGAGCAGCGGCGGCAGCGACUGGGCGCGCAUCAAGGUGCUGCGCAUAAAGGAGGACGGCACAGGCGAGGAGCUGGAGGACACCCUGGAGUUUGUCAAGUUCAGCUGCCUGGCCUGGACGCACGACAACCUCGGGUUCUUCUACAACCGCUACCGCGAGCCCGAGAAGUCCGCAGACCUGGGCACCGAGACCGAGAGCGCCACGGACCAGCAGCUCUGCUACCACGUCCUGGGCACGCCCCAGUCGCAGGACGUCGUGGUGUGGGCCAUCCCAGAGCACCCCACCUGGAUGAGCAGUGCGGAGGUCUCCGACGACGGCAAGCACCUGCUGCUCUAUGUGUCCGAGGGCUGCCAGCCGAAGAACAGGCUGUUCCACCUGGACCUGUCGGUUAUUCCUAAGGACGCCACCACGGGCGCCCUCGACUUUUCGAGGUUUGACUUCUUUGGCAGCGGCGAGAAGCUGCCCGUGUCGAAGCUGGUGGACGAUUUUGACGCCUCUUAUGAUUACGUGGCCAAUGAGGGUGACACUUUCUACUUCAAAACCAACCUGGAGGCGCCGCGGUACAGGGUGGUCAAGGCGCAGCUGCCGGCCCCCGGCCCCCCCUCCUCCUGGCCCGACGUGGUGCCGCAGCACCCCAAGGACCUGCUGCAGUCGGCGGUGGCCCUGGAGGGUGACAACCUGGUGCUGCGGUACCUGCGGGACGUGAGGGGGACGCUCGCCCUGCAUAGGCUGUCUGAUGGCGGACUGGUUACGGACUUUGCGCUGCCGGGCAUCGGCAGCAUCGGGGGUUUCAGCGGAAGCCGCAAGGGCACGGAAUUCUUCUUCUCGUUCCAGAGCUUUGUGGAGCCUGGAGCCACGUACCGGGGGGAUGCAUCUGAGCCCGAAGCCCAGCCGGCCCUGUUCCGGGCCACCAAGCUGAGCGUGGAACAUGACCCCUCAGAUUAUGAGGUCAAGCAGCUUUUCGCCACCAGCAAGGACGGGACCAAGGUUCCCAUGUUUGUGACGCACCGCAAGGGGCUGCAGCUGGACGGCAGCAACCCCACACUGCUCUACGCCUACGGCGGUUUCAACAUUAGCCUGGAGCCCACCUUCAGCCCCUCGCGCCUCACGUGGCUCAAGGCGUAUGGCGGCGUGUACGUCCAGGCCAACCUGCGCGGCGGAGGGGAGUACGGCGUGGAGUGGCGCGACGCAGGCAGCAAGCAGAACAAGCAGCACGUGUUCGACGAUUUCCAGGGAAUGGGAUGGUGUGGGAUGUGA
Messenger RNA from Monoraphidium neglectum, 1734 nucleotides. Its product is annotated as prolyl endopeptidase. Lineage: Eukaryota; Viridiplantae; Chlorophyta; Chlorophyceae; Sphaeropleales; Selenastraceae. The coding region runs from base 1 to 1734 and encodes 577 amino acids. Gene Ontology annotation, molecular function: serine-type endopeptidase activity; oligopeptidase activity. The record is from RefSeq and is a predicted model, not a curated record. The transcript is spliced from 20 exons. Gene Ontology annotation, biological process: proteolysis. Gene Ontology annotation, cellular component: cytosol.